CAGCUCUGCGCCGACCACCCGCCGCCCGCGCCCCCGGAGGAGUAGGGCCGCCGCCGCGCCCCCUGGCCAACAGGCCGGGGCCCGCCUGGUCUCUGGUGGGCACCCUAGGCCGGCAGUGCUUGAGCCAACCGGGAAGCUCCCUAGCCAUCUGCCCGAGGCACCUCCCUCCAUGCCUCCUCCCGCGGGCUCCGGCCGACCGCGCUUCCGCCCCAAGAGCCCCGCCCUGUGCGGCUCCACCUGCCCGCCAGGGGGCAGCAGAGGACGAAAACUGGCUUCUGCACUCGAUGGGGCCACCUCUCAUCCUACCUGAGGUGGAGACCCUUCCCCUGGGGCACUCGGGGCACCCGUCUUCAUUGGUGUGGACCAUGGCAGGCAAAUGUACAAAGCUCCAGAGGACUUCCUCGCCCUGCCGCCUGUCACCUACUUUGCUCUUCGGGGUUAAGAGGGAGGACCUUGCACCGGGUUAGCCCCGAGUCUCCCUGUGCCUGCUGCCUUUGACCAUAGAACGCCCUUGGGGAAGGGAAGCCGGUCCCGCCCAGGGCUAAGCCGCCUGGCUCAGUCCCAUCUACCCCUGGGUCCGACCUCCUCCUGUUGGCCCUCCUCUCCAGUAGCCUAAGGACCCGCAGGUUCCUCUAGGACACGGGCCACUGUCCGCUCCCACCUCCACCCACACCGCUCCCUCCCUGCUUGCCUCCGGUGGGGGCCGCAGGCCUUCACCCUGUCCAGGUGGUACCCCCAGGCCAAGCCGCCCCCGCUCCCCCAAACCCACUGGGCCAUCACAGGGGCUUGUGAUGAGCCCUGUGACUUCUGAAUUCUUUUUUAGACUGUUAAAUGUUUAUAUGAUUAAAGGUGUUUUAAGGUAAAGAACCCACUGUAAGCAGUGUCUGAGAACCACCAAGUGUAUCUGCAGUGGGACGCGUGUUAUUAAAUUAGAAGCUGGGGGCCAUCCCGGUGAAGGGGCCAGUGCCCCUAUGAGCCCUUUCCCACAUGGGGAAAUUUAAGGCACCAAGAGACCUGCGAAGGCCACAGUCGGGGCAGCUGCCCCUGGCCUCAGGCUGGCAAACCGGGGGCAGGGAGGGGGCGGGGCAGAGGCAGCAGACCAGGAAGCAGGCAGGCGGGCCGAAGCGAUGGACCCCUGGGGCAGGGAGCCGGGGCUUCCCGCGCGGCCGCAUCCUUGUGGCCAGCCCAAGUCACUCUCGAGAUCUUCGCAAUUUAUAAAACAGGAGAUUUAUUAGGCGAGGGCCCAUUUUCAAGAAGCUAAAGGUUAAGGGGGAGAGGAAAGUCCCUCCUCCUCUCCCUUCUCCCUGAAUAACUCUCCCCAGGGGAUAAAAAUGGUCUGGACCUCAAAACCUACCCAAAUAAAAAAAUGAAAAAAAUGAGGUUUCAAAAAGUUACAGCAUCUUAAUUCCACAUAGAAAAAGGGAGGGGCCAGAGGAAAGAGGUCUCUCAUGGGGGGAGCACCCCACCUGAUGGGUCACCCCCUCUUAAAUAGCUGCCCCAAGAGGGGCAAGCUGAGGGCUAUUGCAUUUAAAAACUCCCACAUCCCAAUUUUAUCAAAACCAAAGAGAAAAAAAAAUUCCUUCCCCCCCAAAACCCAAAUAUAUAUAUAUAUAUAUAUUUUUUUUUUUU
This is a messenger RNA of Chinchilla lanigera (long-tailed chinchilla), 1629 nucleotides long. RefSeq names its product optic atrophy 3 protein homolog. Gene Ontology annotation, biological process: regulation of lipid metabolic process. NCBI's taxonomy places the organism in Eukaryota, Metazoa, Chordata, Mammalia, Rodentia, Chinchillidae. Gene Ontology annotation, cellular component: mitochondrion. The record is from RefSeq and is a predicted model, not a curated record.